AAGUGGAAUCGGGAAGUCUUGCUAUGUGGCAAGCCUGGAGCGCCUACUCAUGUGACUGAGAGAGCCUGUUUGCUUGUAACUGCCACUGCUUGACUCGUCAGACUCCCGUGAUGAAGACGCUCGUUGUGCUUCUGUCACUCAGUCUAUCGUCAGCCUCUCCUCAUGUAGACGAACAUGAAUUCAAAAUAUGGAUGUCGCAGUACAACAAACAGUAUGAUUCAGUGGAAUAUCAUCACAGACUGAAGACAUUUAUUGAUAAUAAAGAAAGAAUUGACCAACACAAUGCAGGAAAUCAUUCAUUCAGAAUGGACCUCAAUCAGUUUUCUGACCUGACAUUUGCUGAAUUUAAAAAACUCUACCUCUGGAAAGAGCCACAGAACUGCUCCGCGACCAAGGGUGGUCACAUAAGUAAAAAUGGUCCUUAUCCAGAUUUUGUGGACUGGAGAAAAAAUGGAAACUAUGUGACCCCUGUCAAGAACCAGGGACCAUGUGGAAGUUGUUGGACAUUCUCAACAACUGGAUGCCUGGAGUCUGCAAUUGCCAUAGCAACAGGGAAGCUGCUCUUUCUGUCUGAACAGCAGCUGGUUGAUUGUGCUCAAAAUUUCAAUAACCAUGGCUGCAAUGGUGGAUUACCAAGCCAAGCCUUUGAGUAUAUCUUGUACAAUAAGGGUCUUAUGACUGAGGAUGGAUACCCCUAUACUGCACAGGAUGGUAAAUGUAAGUUCAAACCAGACAUGGCUUCUGCCUUUGUGAAAGAAGUUAUUAAUAUAACAAAAUAUGAUGAGAUGGGCAUGGUGGAUGCUGUGGCACGAAUCAAUCCAGUUAGCUUGGCCUAUGAAGUAACAUCAGAUUUCAUGCAUUAUAGUGAAGGAGUUUACACAAGCACUACCUGCCAUAAUACAACUGACAAGGUAAAUCACGCAGUACUAGCUGUGGGCUAUGGUACAAAAGAUGGAACUCCCUACUGGAUAGUCAAGAAUUCCUGGGGCCCAGAAUGGGGAAUAGAUGGGUAUUUCUACAUUGAACGAGGGAAGAACAUGUGUGGACUGGCAGCAUGCUCUUCUUAUCCCAUCGGUCACCUGUGAUGAAUCAGAAAAUGUGGACUACUAACAAAGUGGAUGAACACUGCUGUGAUGUUGAUUACAAUUGUUUGCUACUUGAAACAUCUCUGCAUAUUGCUUAUAUUUCAAAUAUACAGUUAUUUCUGCAA
Messenger RNA from Polypterus senegalus (gray bichir), 1210 nucleotides. It is a transcript of the gene ctsh, whose product is annotated as cathepsin H. The transcript has 12 exons. Gene Ontology annotation, cellular component: lysosome. Gene Ontology annotation, biological process: immune response. NCBI's taxonomy places the organism in Eukaryota, Metazoa, Chordata, Cladistia, Polypteriformes, Polypteridae. The record is from RefSeq and is a predicted model, not a curated record. Gene Ontology annotation, molecular function: cysteine-type endopeptidase activity. The coding region runs from base 111 to 1085 and encodes 324 amino acids.